Humulus lupulus (European hop) is the source of this 1446-nucleotide messenger RNA. RefSeq names its product FHA domain-containing protein FHA2. The coding region runs from base 142 to 1152 and encodes 336 amino acids. The record is from RefSeq and is a predicted model, not a curated record. Gene Ontology annotation, molecular function: sequence-specific DNA binding; protein binding. Gene Ontology annotation, biological process: regulation of ribosomal protein gene transcription by RNA polymerase II. NCBI's taxonomy places the organism in Eukaryota, Viridiplantae, Streptophyta, Magnoliopsida, Rosales, Cannabaceae. The transcript is spliced from 3 exons. Gene Ontology annotation, cellular component: nucleus.
GAAAACCCAUCCGAGAUAUGAAAUUGCUCGCAUCCAAACAGGUCCAAUUGAGCCCAAUAUACCAAUUCCCAUCUCUCUCUCUCUCUAAACUCCUCCGACUCCAUCUCUCUCUCUCUCUCUAAGAAUCGUUGAUCCUAUUCAAUGGGCGCUACCAGUGGCGACGUCGAGGCAGGUUUCGCCAAGCUACAAGGCGAGGAUUUUGAGUACUAUAUGCAGACUUACUCCAUAAUCUUGGGCCGCAAUUCCAAGAAAUCGACCGUCGACGUCGACCUCUCGAGCCUCGGCGGCGGCAUGAAUAUAUCCCGCCACCACGCCCGCAUCUUCUACGACUUCGCCCGCCGUCGUUUCGCUCUCGAGGUCCUCGGCAAGAAUGGCUGUCUGGUUGAGGGCGUGCUUCACCUCCCGGGAAAUCCUCCCGUAAAGCUCGAUUCUCAGGAUCUGCUUCAGAUUGGGGACAAGGAGUUCUACUUCUUGCUUCCCGUCAGGAGUAUUUUGGGUGGGCCGGUUGGGCCCAGGCAUUACGCGGGUCACGGUUCUUCCGUUGCGGCGGCCGCAGCCGGGGCUGUGGUUCCGGCCCAUUAUAAUUAUCACAUGGGGUCUGCUGCUGCUGGGGCUGGAUCGGUUGGGAAGAAGGGGAGGGGAAGGGAGUACUAUGAAGAGGAGUAUGAUGAUGAUGAUGACAUUGGUGGUGGUGGCAGUAGUGGUAAGAAAUCGAGAAGAGAAGGGUAUGAUGGUUAUGGCUAUGGUGCUGCUGGAGGGUCCGGUGGCAAGGCUGGGGCCUUAGAGAAGAAGGGAGAUGGAAGGUCAAGAAUUGAGCGAGAAAAUGAUAACCAACAGCUUCUGCAGUUGGAGGAGAAGGAUGUUGUUUCAUCUGUUGCUACAGUGCUUUCUGAUUUAUGUGGUCCAGGAGAGUGGAUGCCAAUGGAGAAACUUCAUGCUGAGUUGGUGGAGCAGUUUGGUAAUGUUUGGCAUCAUAGUCGAGUAAGGAGAUAUCUUACAUCUGAGGAUUGGCCUGGUCCUGAAUCAAAGGGGAAACCGUGGUAUGGCCUUUUAAUGUUGCUCAGGAAAUACCCAGAACACUUCGUCAUCAACACAAGAUCGAAGGGCCGGAUCACCCUCGAAUUCGUCUCUCUUGUUUCUCUUCUUUCAUAGAAACAUGAGACUGCAUUGGGUUGACCAUUAGUUCUGACCAUUUACAGUUUAGUUUUGUUUAGCAAGUUCUUCGGCCAAUGGCAAUGCUCUCUGUUUUGGUUAGCCCCGUUGUGUAUGGUCACAUGUAGAUUUACUAACCGGUAAUGAAUUAAUUUGGCAUGUUGUAGGGUUUUUGUUUUUGCCACUAAAACUGUGUAAAUAGUGGUUUCUGGUCACAGAACGAAGUAACUCUUAAACAAUGCCUAUUUGUGUUUAGAAUUAUGUUUUCUCCUAAACAAUGCCUAUUUGUGUAAA